Molecule: messenger RNA, 1785 nt
Organism: Thunnus maccoyii (southern bluefin tuna)
Lineage: Eukaryota; Metazoa; Chordata; Actinopteri; Scombriformes; Scombridae
Gene: ica1
Product: islet cell autoantigen 1
Exons: 13
Coding region: 275-1708 (477 amino acids)
Biological process (GO): regulation of transport
Cellular component (GO): Golgi apparatus
Molecular function (GO): protein domain specific binding
Source: RefSeq, a predicted model, not a curated record
AUGCACGAGUCAAUUAUAUUGAUUGUAUUCAGUAACAGCCGUGUUUGCACGACACACACACACACGUUUGAACAUCCUGUCUCGGGCCAAUUAGAGGCGUGAGAGCGCACCCUGGAUGACGUCAGCGGUGUUUGGUGCAGGCGGAUCAGGAGCAGCUGUGUGGACGCACAGCGCUACACAGCACAGCAGGGCCUGCAGCAGCAACAGCCGACGAUGGGGGGAAUAUAAGGAGGCUUUUAUACAUGCUAUCAACACGGCGAGGUCGUCUUGAAAAAUGGAGGGAGGGAAUUUCGGCUACUCCCGAGACUAUCUGGACCGCUUCACCCAAAGCCAGGACUCAUCUGUGGUGAACAAGUUCCAGCAGAAGUACUGGAAAACCAAGCAGACGCUCAUCAAGGUCACCGGGAAGAAAGAGGACGAACAUGUGGUGGCGUCUGACGCGGAUCUGGACGGCAAACUGGAGGUCUUCCACUCCAUCCAGAGAACAUGCAUGGAGCUGCUGAAGGUCAUCGAGCAGUACCAGAGGAGGAUCUGCCUUCUUUCCCAGGAGGAGAACGAGCUGGGUCGUUUCCUGCGCUCUCAGGGCUCACAGGAUAAAACCAGGGCUGGAAAGAUCAUGCAGGCCACAGGGAAAGCACUCUGCUUCUCCUCCCAGCAGAGAUUGGCUCUGAGGAACCCUCUGUGCCGUCUGUACCAGGAGGUGGAAACGUUUCGCUAUAGAGCUAUCUCAGACACGUGGCUGACGGUGAAUCGAAUGGAACAAUCCAGGACUGAAUACCGUGGAGCCCUUCUGUGGAUGAAGGAUGUAUCCCAGGAGCUGGAUCCAGAUACACAUAAACAGAUGGAGAAAUUUCGCAAGGUUCAGGCCCAGGUGCGCACUACCAAAACAAGCUUCGACAAACUGAAGAACGACGUCUGCCAGAAGGUUGACCUGCUGGGAGCCAGUCGCUGCAACCUCCUGUCUCACGUUUUAACCACAUACCAGACGACACUUUUGCACUUCUGGGAGAAGACAUCCCACACUAUGGCGGCCAUUCAUGAGAGCUUCAAGGGCUGUCAGCAUUAUGAGUUCUCUACACUUAAGACAUUACAAGACCCCAUGGACAAGCUCGCUAAGAAGAAGGGGAAGAAGAAAAUUAAAGCAGAGAAAAAAGAUGGGAAGAAAGCCGAGACAACAGAUGACCAACUCAUCUCACUAGCAAAUGAAAACUCCAGCGAUAAGACCACAGAAGGAAGUGAAGAUCCUCUCUCUGCCUAUCCAGAGUUGGAGGGCGAGGAGAAGGACAGCAUGGCCUUACUGAACGAGAUCCUGGGCGGUAUGUCUGUGGACGAGGGCGACUUCUCUCGGGAGUGGACCGAAGUGUUCGGAGAGGCCGAGGAAGGAACGAGCUCAGCGUCUACCGGACCGACGGAGGCCCAGCAAAAGGAAAACUCCUUCUUUCUGCCAUCUCAGCUACUGGACCAGAGCUUGAAUAAUCUGCAGUCUUCCCUCUCAGAUUGGGCCGGGAUCAUUCCACAGCCCGUCGCUCCGACAACAGAGCACUCAUCUGGAGCCAAUCAGAACCCUCCUAAGCCAGCAGUGAAAGAGACGACGGGGACGUCCAAAGACCUCUCGGCGUGGUUCAACCUGUUUGCUGACUUGGACCCUCUCUCCAAUCCCGAUGCGGUCGGCAAAACUGACACAGAGCACGAACUUCACAACGCAUAGUUCUUCCUCAGCGUCAUGGUGAUGUCUCUUUUUUUUUUUUUUUUUUUUUUAAAGGGUUACCUUUUUAUUAGUGGGUA